AUGUUUCCGUUCAAUUCCGCGCUAAAUCCGGCCUCCGUGGCGAAGCGCCAACGGCCAGAACUGCCGUCGCCACGCCACGAGGAGCGUGCCUGCAUCGAGGUCCCUGAAGAUGAUGAAAUGGCCGACGCGACGGAAGAUCUGGAUUUCCGCUUCCACGACAUCGACACCGAACCCGGCACGCGGGCGAGAAAAGCUCCCGUGCCAAGAGAGAUGACCGGCAACGACGAUGAUUUUGAGCACGAUGCCCGCGCACCGAAACUAUCACCCUCAAUUUCAAGAAUCUUUCUAGCCAACGGCGCACGGCUUAUGACCAAGCAAGUUUGCAGCAUCUUUAUGAGAGUCUUGUUAUGCAAGUCCAUUCGGAACAAGCCGAACUAG
Messenger RNA from Colletotrichum siamense, 378 nucleotides. RefSeq lists its product as uncharacterized. Lineage: Eukaryota; Fungi; Ascomycota; Sordariomycetes; Glomerellales; Glomerellaceae. The transcript has 2 exons. The coding region runs from base 1 to 378 and encodes 125 amino acids. The record is from RefSeq and is a predicted model, not a curated record.